AUGUCUUCAGGUAGUGGAACGGACUCCAGCGGAUCGGGCCUGGGUUCGGAGUCAGGCAGCUCGUCCGAGUCAGAAAACGACGCCCAGGCCUUUUUGAAACCUGUUUUUGUAAAGAAAACCCACAAACUGAAGGCUCCUCAGACAAGCAGUGGAAACGUCCUAGCCAAAGCCGAAUUCCAGCAGAACCUCGAGGCGAAAGAAGCCAAGGUGGUGAGUUUCGAUGGGGUUGACGAUACAGACGACGUUGACCCCGAAGGCGAGUUUGAGGCGUGGAAAGCACGUGAAAGAGCCAGAAAGGCAAGAGACUCCAAGGUUGAUGAUGAAGAGGAGGUGGACGGAAAAGGCGGGGUAUUCUACCGUGGUGUUGGCGAGGAGCUUCUUAAUAGAGAGGAGGGGGAAGUAGAGGGAGACCAUUCCAGGCCCCUCAGGUACAAGGCUCACUAA
Candidozyma duobushaemuli is the source of this 444-nucleotide messenger RNA. RefSeq lists its product as uncharacterized. Lineage: Eukaryota; Fungi; Ascomycota; Pichiomycetes; Serinales; Metschnikowiaceae. Gene Ontology annotation, cellular component: U2-type spliceosomal complex. Gene Ontology annotation, biological process: mRNA splicing, via spliceosome. Gene Ontology annotation, molecular function: RNA binding. Bases 1 to 444 code for a protein of 147 amino acids. The transcript has a single exon. The record is from RefSeq and is a predicted model, not a curated record.